AUGGCCAAACGCAAGAGAGAUGAAGUGGCCAAAGAGCCUCAGCCAGUACAACCGGCAAAAUUGGCCAAAUCGACAAAAAAAAGAGAAUAUUCGUCCUCCGAACCAACCGACAGUGCCUCUAUCACGUUACAAAUAGUUACAGGCUCAUAUGAGCGAGUCCUACAUGGAUUCACGGCAUCCAUUUCAUCGACAUGCUAUUCAGAUGAAGGCAAGGAACCCUCUGAUUGUUCCUCACUGGUUCAAUUUGUGGAUACGUUUUUGUUCGAAGCCCAUUCGUCUGCGAUCAAGUGUUUGGCCCUGUCCCCGUUGCCCAAGGCAGAUUCUACCGAGCCUCCGAGAGUCAUUUUGGCUAGCGGUGGUAGUGAUGAGCGCGUCAACCUCUAUACACUGUCUGCGGCGCCUCCGACAGUGAACGAGCACUAUCCAACAGUUCCCACCCUCGCCGGUAACACGAUUCUAGAAAAUCCUAAGAACAAGGAGCUUGGGGCCCUGCUUCACCAUGCCGCACCUAUCACCUCUCUUGUAUUUCCUUCACGGUCGAAGCUGCUGGCUUCUGCUGAGGAUAACACCAUUUCAGUCAGCAAAACUCGUGAUUUGACCGUGGUCUCUACAAUUAAAGCCCCUCAUCCCAAGGUCCAGGGCAGACCUAGUGGUGAUACCGCACCUCCCGGAGGCUCUCCGUCUGGUGUCAAUGACUUUGCCGUACACCCAAGUAUGAAGCUAAUGCUGAGUGUGGGGAAGGGAGAGAAGUGCAUGCGACUGUGGAACCUGGUCACGGGAAAGAAAGCCGGAGUAUUGAACUUUGACAGGGAGAUUUUGCAAAGCGUCAAGGAGGGCAGAUGGAGCACUGGAGAGGGAAGAAAAAUAGCUUGGAACACGGCUGGAGAAGAGUUCGCCGUAGCGUUUGAAUGGGGUGCUGUGCUUUUUGGGAUUGAUUCAACGCCGAUUUGCAGAGUCUUUCCGGGACCCCGAAGCAAAUUGCACGAGAUCAAGUACGUUUCGGUGGGCGAUGAUGAGCUAUUUGCAGUCUCCACGGAAGAUGGCAGAGUCAUAUUCUACUCAACGAAGAACGUGCGAAAAGCAGACGAAGACGACGAUUCGUCUAUUCCGCACGCCGAGCCAAUUGCGCAGCUUGGAGGCAAAUCUCAAGGGUUUCCGGGAAGGGUAAAGGGCCUUGAGAUACUAAGCCUGAAGGGCCAGCCGGGGGUCAAGGGCGAGGACUUUGCGGUGGUCACGGCGAAUAGUGAAGGUGUCGUGCGUGUCUGGCGGUUGCUUGGAGCCCAGUUACGCAAUGCUGGUUCGAAGAAGUCUAGUGACACGAAGGAUCUCCAAGUGGGCAAGCUCUUGAACUCCUAUGAGACGGGAAAUCGAGUCACCUGUCUGAAAGCCUUUGUCAUGAUGCCCGCUGAGGAACCCACGCCAGAGGAUUUCGAGUCUACUGAUGAGGGAAGUGAGGAUGUUUCGAGUAGUGAGGAAAGUGGUGAUGAAUAG
Messenger RNA from Aspergillus mulundensis, 1491 nucleotides. Its product is annotated as putative 60S ribosome biogenesis protein Mak11. The transcript has 2 exons. NCBI's taxonomy places the organism in Eukaryota, Fungi, Ascomycota, Eurotiomycetes, Eurotiales, Aspergillaceae. The coding region runs from base 1 to 1491 and encodes 496 amino acids. The record is from RefSeq and is a predicted model, not a curated record. Gene Ontology annotation, molecular function: protein binding.